GGGGGCGGGGCUACACGCCCCUCCCACUUUGCGUCGCUGCGUGAGUCCCGCCCCCGCGAGCUCCGGAGCGGCCCGCGAGCUCACACCCGGCUUCUCUCCGGCUUCAGCCAGCGCGCCGCCAUCGCCGCGAUGCUAGGCGCUGCUCUCCGCCGCUGCGCUCUGGCCGCAGCCUCCCGGGCCGGCUCCCGAGGCCUUCGGCACUCGACCCCGGCCCCGAGCCCUGUCGCCGCUAUCCAGUUAACUCGCUGCUAUUCCCAUGGGUCACAUGAGACAGAUGAGGAGUUUGAUGCUCGUUGGGUGACAUACUUCAACAAGCCAGACAUAGAUGCUUGGGAAUUACGUAAAGGGAUGAACACUCUUGUUGGCUAUGAUCUGGUUCCAGAACCCAAAAUCAUUGAUGCUGCUUUGCGGGCUUGCAGACGGUUAAAUGAUUUUGCUAGUGCUGUUCGCAUCCUAGAAGUUGUUAAGGACAAAGCAGGACCUCAUAAGGAAAUCUACCCAUAUGUCAUCCAGGAACUUAGACCAACUUUAAACGAACUGGGAAUCUCCACUCCAGAGGAACUGGGCCUUGACAAAGUGUAAACCCCCAUAGAUGGGCUUCCUACAGACUUACUGAUAUUGUUACUUGAUUGUACACCAUCACCUGGAAAUGCUGAUAUAACAAAUUACCUUAUUCGAACAAAUUUUCCUUUAUUGAGUAUCAAACCAUGUAAUGGUAACUUGGACUUUAAUAAAAGGGAAAUGAGUUUGAACUGAAA
Molecule: messenger RNA, 758 nt
Organism: Castor canadensis (American beaver)
Lineage: Eukaryota; Metazoa; Chordata; Mammalia; Rodentia; Castoridae
Gene: Cox5a
Product: cytochrome c oxidase subunit 5A
Biological process (GO): mitochondrial electron transport, cytochrome c to oxygen
Cellular component (GO): mitochondrial inner membrane; respiratory chain complex IV
Source: RefSeq, a predicted model, not a curated record